UGACGAUGAAUCCAAGUAGUAAUAAGAUGUUUAGGUUUUUUAAAAUCAUGUUUAUUACUCCGCGAUGCAUCUCGUAAUACCGCGCGCGAGAUGUCGCAUCAGUUUUCCGGCGUUCGUUGGCGGAAGUGAUGGCGUUACUGUGACCAAGUUCUUUUCUAGGUUGUGUUUCUGACUGCGCGUUGACGAGGUGGCAAACCGUCAUGCAGAUUUUCGUGAAAACCCUCACGGGUAAGACAAUUACCCUCGAGGUAGAAGCAUCCGAUACCAUCGAAAAUGUGAAAGCUAAGAUUCAAGACAAAGAGGGGAUUCCACCAGAUCAACAGCGACUGAUCUUCGCCGGCAAACAGUUAGAGGAUGGGCGUACUUUAUCUGAUUAUAACAUUCAAAAAGAAUCUACUCUUCACCUCGUACUUCGUCUCCGAGGAGGUGUAAUCGAGCCGACUUUGCGUAUACUCGCGCAAAAGUACAAUUGCGACAAAAUGAUCUGUCGCAAAUGCUAUGCUCGUCUUCACCCGCGUGCAACAAAUUGUCGUAAGAAGAAAUGUGGCCACACAAACAACAUCCGCCCGAAGAAGAAGCUGAAGUAGAUUAUUGCUGCGAAA
Molecule: messenger RNA, 602 nt
Organism: Harpegnathos saltator (Jerdon's jumping ant)
Lineage: Eukaryota; Metazoa; Arthropoda; Insecta; Hymenoptera; Formicidae
Product: ribosomal protein L40
Exons: 3
Coding region: 201-587 (128 amino acids)
Biological process (GO): translation
Cellular component (GO): ribosome
Molecular function (GO): structural constituent of ribosome; protein binding
Source: RefSeq, a predicted model, not a curated record